AUGUCAAUAAAAAGUGGUUGUUAGGAUGCGCAAAUCCGGUCUAACAAAUUUUCAUUUAUUACCGUUUAUAGACACACGAAAUCAACUAAUCCCUCCGAUUACAACUUUCUGCUCAUUUUUUCCCUCAACUUCCUCAACAAAUCGACCAUGUUUCGGAGGUCUGUUUUGGGGAUAAAGCAAAUUAGCAGGAUUCCGACACGAGCUCAAACGCAGAUACCCUCCUAUCUUUUUGCGAGGAAAGAUUUCUCAGCUGCAUCUAAGAAUAAUGCCUCUGGAGAAUCUGGUGCUCCAAGUGAUCCAUCUGGGUCAGGAAGCAAUAUGUCAAAAGCUGUCAUCGGAAGCCUUGCACUUGGUUUUGCUGGUAUAGCAGCUUACCAGACUGGUUACUUGGAUAGGUUUCUUGUCAACGAGCAGCAUAACACUUAUGAUGACAAAUCUGGCAGCGGUGAUCAACAUCGUCAAGUUUCAACUGAACAAGGCCAAAACACGGAGACUGCUGAAUCCUUGAAAGAUACCAUUGACGUUAAUACCUCGAGCAAAAGUAAGGAUUCCAGUAACUCGCAAGCAGCACUGCCACCAGGAUCAUCUCAGCCCGAUGUUUCUCCAAUUUCUGAUUAUAAGUUGGCUAGCUCUGCUCAAAGCAGUGAGGCAACUGAUCCUGGAAGUACCAACAAUGUGACUCAAGAUGAAAAGAAUCACCACUCAAAGAGUCCAGAUGUGAAUCCUGGUGAACAGCAUGAGCCGGUUGAUACAACUGUUGUAGUCACUCAUGCUAAUGAAGUUCCUAAAGAAGUCGAGCUGAACAAGCCAACCCAGCAGACCCAUAUAACUGCAUUAGAGGAUAAUAAAGGUAACAGUAAGGAACAAUCGAUUGCCCUCCUAAACGAAUAUCAUUUGUUAGACAAGACUGAAGAAACCUCUGCUACCUCACAUACUGAGCUUAAGGAUUUGGAUGGGGAAGUUAAAGAUUCAGCUGAUGUUCACGUAACCAAGGAUGGCCAGUUGAUCCUCGAUUUCUUACAAGCUAUUCAUGCAGCUGAGAAGAGACAAGCUGCAUUAGAUGCUCAAAAGUUUGGUGAAGAAAAGAGGAUAAUGAAGGAAAAGUAUGAGAAGGAGCUUAGGGAUGCAAUUGCUAGGGAACUAAUGUAUGCUGAAAGAGAAGCAAUAUUGGACAAGGAAUUGAAUAAAGAAAAAGUUAAAGCAGCUGCUGCUCUCAAAUCCCUUGAAGAAAAGUUAGAAGAACAACUUAAAAAGGAGCUUGAACAAAAGGAAGCUGAAGCAGCUCUAGAAUUGAAGAAAUUUGAAGAGUUAGGAAAAGCAGAAUUGGCUUCAGCAAUUGCAAGUGAGAAGGCAUCUCAGAUUGAGAAAAUGGCAGAAGCAGAUCUCAAUAUCAGUGCCCUGUGCACGGCUUUCUAUGCAAGAUCUGAAGAGGCCCGUCAAAGUCAUUCUAUUUAUAAGCUGACUGUGGGUACUCUGGCUAUACAAGAUGCACUUUCUAAAGGACUACCUAUUCAGAACGAGAUAAAUGCUCUGCACACUUACCUUGAAGGCAUUGAAAAAGACUCGCUUUUAGAUGUGGUUUUAUCAUCCUUUCCUGAAGAAACUAGGACCGGUGGAACAGAUACUCUAUUGCAACUGAAUCAAAAGUUUGAUGCAUUGAAAGGAACACUUCGUCACUUUAGCCUGAUUCCACCAGGUGGUGGCGGCAUUUUGGUGCAUUCUCUUGCUAGUGUUGCUUCCUUGCUGAAGGUUAAGGAGGCUGACCGAUCAGGUGAUGGUAUUGAAUCUUUAAUUAACAGAGUUGAGAGUUUCCUAGCUGACGGGAAACUCUUGGAAGCAGCUGAUACUCUAGAGGAUGGCCUUAAAGGUAGUGAAGCAUCAGGAGUAGUUGCUGAUUGGGUUCAAAAAGCAAGAAACAGAGCAAUCACAGAGCAGUCAUUAACUUUUUUGCACUCUUAUGCUACUGCAGCCAGCCUCAGUUAAAUCCAAUUAUGUAGUCUAUGGCCCUAACUUGGGAUAAUAAUGAGAAUACACUUUGCGCGGCAUGUCCAAAUCAAUUCAUUUGUAAGUUGAUUGCACUCAUUUCUCAAAGUGGGUAGUUUUGUAUGAUCAAUAUAUGAAAGUUACAUCCCAGAAAACUAUUGCUUCCAGCUCCGUCAUCCUAAAGAGCUGGAUCGUCACACUCGAAUCUCCAGCAUACACGGUCAUGCUUGGUUGAGUGGUAUGGUAUAGGAUCCGAAUGCUAGGUGAAGGAAAUUGCAGCUACAAGGGAAAAGCUUUCUUUUGGCUUCACCUCUGUCUCUUACAACGAUUUCACAAUCUAUUCUUGUAAACUGUCUGUACUCCAUUCACUCGGCAACUUGAACUUUAAAAACAGUACCAAGUAAAGACAACACUGCAUUAUAUUAAUAUACAAAAGUGUUGGCAAGAAGGAACAUGCAAUACUCGACUAAAAAAACAAUUUCUACAGGCACUAUUGAAAGGCUUAUUAGGUGUAUCUUACUGGAUAUUUGUAUU
Messenger RNA from Daucus carota subsp. sativus, 2517 nucleotides. Its product is annotated as MICOS complex subunit MIC60, mitochondrial. Gene Ontology annotation, biological process: cristae formation. NCBI's taxonomy places the organism in Eukaryota, Viridiplantae, Streptophyta, Magnoliopsida, Apiales, Apiaceae. Gene Ontology annotation, cellular component: MICOS complex. The record is from RefSeq and is a predicted model, not a curated record. The coding region runs from base 148 to 1983 and encodes 611 amino acids. The transcript has 13 exons.